UGCUUCCGCCUGCGGCCGCUCCGGGAAGAGGGAGCGGUGCCGUGCGGCCAUGUGGGCGCCACCUGCAGCCCUGGAGGAGGGCGAGCGUCAUGGCGGCGGUUUGCUCCCUCCCCAGGACCCCGGACCUGCCCACGCUGCACGCCAAGCUGCAGGAGCUGCUGCGCUUCCUGAGGGGCGCCCUGCCCAUUUCGAGCGCGCACACGGUGGACUUCUACACCGAGUCGCUCUGGCAAGAGCUGGUCGACCUGCCCCCCGACGGCGUGCUGGCGGCGCUGAGGGAGGCGGCGGCGGAGGCCGGGCCGCGGGAGGGAUCAGGUUUUAUUGCUCUCCCCCAAGUGUUUUGUGAAACGUCUCAGAAGCUGUUGAGCACAGAAGCCUUUGCUCUGGCUGCCAAGCACUACUCUGUGCAAAGCUUGGGGCUGUGUACUCCUUUUGAGCAGCUGCUUACCGCCCUUCAAGUAAACAAAGAGCAGAGAACUGGUGAAAAUGUGAAGGCAAUUAAGUUUAUGAAUACAAAGAAAUCUCAUGAGGUUCAGGCAAUGUCAGAGCUAAUCUGCAGCAUUGCUGAUUACUGUGGUGUAAAGCAGAUAAUUGACGUGGGUUCUGGUAAAGGCUACCUAAGCUCCUUUUUGUCCUUAAAGUAUGGUUUAAAUGUUUAUGGCAUCGAUUCUUCAAAUACUAAUACUCAUGGAGCUAAGGAGAGAAACAGGAAGUUGAAGAAACAUUGGAACCUGUAUUGUGCUCAGACAAGAGGAGAUGCCCAUGGACUGGCAUUAAAAAUGCCGGAAGAAAAGAAAGUGCAAAAGGAAGUAAAGUGUAAGGGAGAUUUUGAGAGUGCACUGAAGAACAGUCAUGUGACUCAAGACUUGUCUGCCGAUGUUUUGCCAGAGUGUUCAAAGUUGGCAGGUUCAGUCAUCAGGAAAUGGCAAGGAAAUCUGCAUGCUCAGCCACUUGAACAUGCCUUUUCUCUCACGGACAUUUUGCCUAUUGAUGCCAUUGAACCUACUUCAUCCCAGGUGCACAACACCAAAAUGUCAGAAGUGAGGAAACAGAGAAGAAAUGUGACCUCAAAACCUAGUGACUCAAGUAUAUAUUCGCCGCUGACUUCUUUUAUCACUGCUGAUUCAGAAUUGCAUGACAUUAUUAAAGAUCUGGAGGACUGUUUAGUGGUGGGUCUUCAUACUUGUGGUGACCUUGCACCAAACACUCUUCGGAUAUUUGCAUCCAAGUCUGAAGUCAAGGGAGUUUGCAGUGUGGGUUGUUGCUACCAUCUUUUAUCUGAAGAAUUUGAAGACCAGCAUAAAGAAUAUGCUCAAGAAAACUGGGGCUUUCCAAUGUGCCGCUAUCUGAAAGAGGAGAGAUGGUGUUGCGGCCGUAAUGCAAGAAUGUCAGCGUGCUUGGCAUUGGAACGGGUUGCAGUUGGCCAAGGGCUGCCCACUGAAUCACUCUUCUAUCGUGCUGUCCUGCAGGAUAUCAUUAAAGAUUAUUAUGGCAUCACCAAAUGUGAUCGGCACGUUGGUAAAAUUUAUUCCAAAUGUUCUUCCUUUCUGGAUUAUGUCAGAAUGUCUCUAAAGAAGCUUGGAUUAGAUGAGUCCAAGGUCUCUGAAGAAAUUAUAAUGGAUUACUAUAAGAAAUAUAAACCUAGAAUGAAUGAGCUGGAGGCAUUUAAUAUGUUGAAAGUCGUUCUGGCUCCUUGCAUAGAAACACUGAUUCUUCUUGAUCGACUGUGUUACCUAAAGGAACAGGAAGAUGUAGUGUGGUCCGCUCUUGUGAAGUUGUUUGACCCUGUCCAGUCUCCCAGGUGCUAUGCUCUCAUUGCCCUGAAGAAGCAGCAGUGACCGCAACAGAAGUCAGAUUGUUUGGGAACUUACCUCGAAGAUUACUUUUCUAAACAUUUAUAUUUUAAAUAAUUGCUAUAUCUUAAGUCAUAAAAUAAUGGCUAACAACGUAAGAUCAUAAUCAGUUUUUCCAUUCUCAAAGCAUACAUUAAUAAAAUAAGAACUUAUGAAAAUAUUAUGGCCAACAUUCCUGAGUGUGUCAAUAGCAGAUUGUAAUCUGAUUUUAAUUCUUGUUCAAUAUUUG
Messenger RNA from Onychomys torridus (southern grasshopper mouse), 2082 nucleotides. RefSeq names its product methyltransferase like 25 (gene Mettl25). Lineage: Eukaryota; Metazoa; Chordata; Mammalia; Rodentia; Cricetidae. The transcript is spliced from 12 exons. Bases 90 to 1838 code for a protein of 582 amino acids. The record is from RefSeq and is a predicted model, not a curated record.